AUGGGUGCACCUCCGCCGCCUCCGCCGCACGGCGAGACGCCCAAGUCGUCGGGCUUGCCGCCUGGCAAGUAUGACAUCUUCGUCAUCCCCGAGCAUUCGGCCGGCUCGGGCUUCCUCUACCUGCCGUCGUUGCAGCCCAGCGUCAACAGCUUUGCCGCCGGCUUCGCCUCGGCCCUCAUCCUCGUUGCCCUCUUCCAGACCAUGGCUCCGGCCUUUCGAGCCUGGUGGGAUAGCUUCCAGGGCAUGGGCAACAUGGGCAUCACCCUGCUCGUCCUCGGCGUCGGCUUCGGAGCCUGGGCCUUGGGACGGACGCAAAACGACGCCCCGCCGUCGCACGGCACGUCGGCGUCAUCCGGCGCAGGCCCGGGAGGCUUCGGCUCGUCCACUUCGACGCCUCCCCCGAAUGCCGACGCCCCCCCUCCCCCCUCACACGGCAGCGGUCCUGCUCCUCCGCCAAGAGGAAACCCCGCGCCGCCCCCGCCUCAGCCGGAGAAGCCCAAGGCGGCGUGGAAUCAACGGUCGACUCCGCAGCCGGAACCCGCGAGCAAGGGAUCCUGGGAGAAGGCGCGCGAGGAGACGAGAAGGAAGGAAGAGGAGCGCAAGGCGAAGGAGACGGAGCAGAAACGACGCGACGAGGCGGCCAAGCGACUGGCAGAGCUCCGCGCCAAGGAAGCAUCCGAGAGAGCCGAGAGAGAAAAGGAGCGGGAGCGGAGAGAAAAGGAGGCCGAGCAGAAGAAGAGGGAGGCCGAGGAAAAGGCGGCGCGCGAAAAGGAGAGGGCGGCGGCGGAGGAGAGGACGAGGGCAGAGGCGGCGGCGGCGGGCGCGAGGAGUGCGAAUCGUGUCGGCAGCUCCUACGCCUACUCGGCCGUCGGCGAAAAGACCAGCAUGUGGCCCAACGGACGGCCCGCCGCCGCCUCCUCCUCCCACUCGGCCGCCUCCUCGCCGUCGAGGAAUCCGCCGAGUCCCGGAAAGCCCCCGGCACCGACGGCCAAGACGUACGUGAGCACCGACGACGACGCCCACUCCUUCAGGCCGUACGACCGCCCGACGAGCGCGCGAAGGGGACGCUCCGAGUCGUCAAUGGGCGGCUCCGAGGCGUCCUGGGCUCCCUCGCACACGACGGCCCGCACGACGCCUCCGCCGUCGGAGCGCGGUCCUUAUUCCACGAAGGAUCCCGACAAGAUUGUCAUCCAGGCCGUCUACCUUUUCAUGAACCAAUUCGCCAAGACGCCUGCCAGUCAGCUCCUUUCCGGCGUCGGCUCCGUCACCGACGGCCUCGUUCUGCGCCUCACCACCGAGGGUCUCUUCAUCGACGACGACGUCCGCGGCGUGCCCCAGCGAGAGUGGGACGUCAAGGCUUGGACGCUCAAAAACAUCGAGGUAUGGUGCCCCCCGCACUGCUUGACUUCUUCUGCGUCUGCUUCGAACCCGACCGCCGGCGCCAAGAGCCCCCCCCAUUUGCUUUACAAGAUGGCCACGGCCCGCCGCAACUUGGACCGCGACGCCGCCAAGGUCCUCACCGGUGAGGAUGCCGACGCGUACCUCGCCGACCUGCUUCGUUCUUGCAAAAACUGCUGCCGACUUGGCCUGUGCGAACGAACCUUUCAGAAUACUAACAUUCAACUUCCUUCCGGCCAGACUGGACGGUGGAACGCCAAGGGACUGCACGUCCUCCGCGCGACGAUUCGCGACCAGGAAGCCAAGCGAUACCUCUUCGUCUUGGACGAGGCGGAGAGCUGGAAGGUGGCCGUCGGACUGCAGCGCCUGCGUCGGGGCACACAGGUCCGCCAGCUCGGCGUCGGCGGCAUGUCGGCGUCUGAUGCCCGCGCGACGCUCGAGAUGUUGGGUUGGGGCGAGUGA
Drechmeria coniospora is the source of this 1860-nucleotide messenger RNA. RefSeq names its product trans-sialidase-like protein. NCBI's taxonomy places the organism in Eukaryota, Fungi, Ascomycota, Sordariomycetes, Hypocreales, Ophiocordycipitaceae. The record is from RefSeq and is a predicted model, not a curated record. Bases 1 to 1860 code for a protein of 619 amino acids. The transcript has a single exon.